This is a messenger RNA of Mollisia scopiformis, 978 nucleotides long. RefSeq lists its product as uncharacterized. The coding region runs from base 1 to 978 and encodes 325 amino acids. The transcript is spliced from 2 exons. The record is from RefSeq and is a predicted model, not a curated record. Lineage: Eukaryota; Fungi; Ascomycota; Leotiomycetes; Helotiales; Mollisiaceae.
AUGUCGUCUAUCUUUGUCAAUAAUGGCUCCUUCAUGGAAGAAGCCACCACACCAGGACAUAACCACGAAAGCACUUCUCACCCAUUGGACGUACACCCAAUUACUCUUUACGAGGGGGAGAUAUCUACGGAAGACCACUUGGUUCCAAUGGAUGUCAAUUUUUCGUUACUAGGAAUCGGAUCUAAGAGCAAUGCUAGCAUUCACAAUGAUACUACAUUCAACGUCCCUGCAUUGCCGCCUACCUCUACACAUGUAGAUCCCUCCCAUGUUGCAGAACGCACUGGCAUUGCUGGAGAUUCUGCCCUGUUAUAUAGCACAACUGCUCGAAACACGACUCAAUUUGGUGCUUCUUCUUCGAAUAGACUACAUCUUGCAUGUGGAAGGACAACAGGAGAAAUCGAACAACAAGAUGGGAAUGAACAUCAGGAGGAGAAGGAACAACAGGAGUGGAGGGACCAUCAGGAGGAGGAACGGGAGGGAGGGGAGCAACAGGCUGGGAAGGAACAACAUGAUGGAGAGGGACAACAGGGACAGGCUGGGAAGGGACAACAGGAGGGAGGGGAACAUCAAGAGGGGAAGGAACAACAGGUUGGGAAAGGACAACAGGGACAGGAUGGGAAGGGACAACAAGACGAAACAGACAGCACGAUGGAAAUGGGCACGAAUGAAGGAAACGUCGUCCAUCCGCGACAAGUUCAAGGGAUACUAAACGCAUUGGGAAAGUGGACGGGCAAAGUUUUCGGGUGCUAUGAAACGACGUCCGGUCAGGACAUUCACGAACUGGAUGAAACCUCUCCAAAGCGACCUCAGCCAAUCCCCCACCUCUCCUCCGCCACCACCGCCACCACCCAGUCUCAGUCCCCGAACUGGCAACAUGGCAGCGACCACCAACUCAGCAGAUGGACGUACGAAACAUUAAACGAAGAAAUGACCAUCUCGGAGAAGAUGUUAAAGUACGAUUGGACUGGUCGUGAAUAA